AUGAAUUUCGAGACCGACGCCUUAUCUGAUACUAUGAUGGAAUCUGAGCGUGCUCAGCGUAGACUUCGCCGUAAUGAGGUUACUGAGCGUAUGAUCGCUCAGAGUCAUGAUUUUGUUUCGAUUGGUGAUGAAACUGAUGUUGCUGGUGUUGGUGAUGACCAGCUAGGUGUAGCUACUGUGGUGAAUUCUGGUUUGACUGAAGCUGGUGAACGUGUUAGUGCUUCUAACCAGGAUUAUGUUUCUCAUGCUCAUAAUCUUCCUGAUCCUCCCCACACCACUGACGAUCCUUCAAGGGGUGACUCAUCUGGCCGAGGUAGACCGGUUGGGACGCUUGCGACCACUGUACAAGGCCUAUCUCCGAUCACUAUCAAGAAUGGGUCAUAUGGGUCCUCUGCUGAUGCGUUGGCUCGCAAGGAAGCAAGAGCAGAGCUAGCUGUUGCUCGUUUCCCGGUGUUUGUGGGAAACCAUCGAUAUAAGGGCUCAACAGUGUCAACUGAUGAGGUUUGGGAUAAACUGAUUACCCAAUCUUGUUCUCCGUAUGAUGAUUUGGCUCUUAUGUAUAAAUUACAAGGUACAAGUUUGAUGUUGGCCCGUUCAUAUUUGGUAUCUCGCGCUAAAUUGGUACAACAGCGCUCACAGUCUGCUGGAGUGGCUUUAGAAGCUACUCGCAUUCCCUUUGACUCUUUGGCGAGUGCUGCGGAAGAUGUCUCGAAGUCUGGUGGUCAUGGUGACUCGGUUAAGAGUGUUACUGGGAAGGUGAAUUCUCGUUCUGUGAAUCUUAAGCGCUUACCCACCAAUGCCUGUAGACGAUGUUUCCGGGAAGGUCAUCUUGCUGAUGCUUGUGAUAGUGAGAUGCCUACAGAUAUAUCUCUCCGAUGUCUUGGUUGUGGUUUUUAUGGUCAUAAAUUGUCUGAUUGUCGUAUGGCUAAGUCGAGGAAGUUAUCGUGUAAGCGUUGCUCUGGUACUGGACAUAUGUCUUAUAUCUGCAGACAAGACCGAGUUGUUGAGUCCCAGGAAAGAAGAUCUGCUGAUCUCACUAAGAGUGAGGAGAAGGCUGUCCCCGCCGAUGGAGAUCAAGGUGGUAGUUCAAAGAAGAAGUCAGCCCUUCUCUCUGUAGUGGAACCUACUGCUCCUGCUGCAAGUUGGUUUUCGUUUUUGAAUUGUACUACUGGUAUUGAGGGAUUGGAUGACGGUCCUCAUGAUCCGUUGAAAGCUAACGUCUCACUGCGGUCAUAUGAUGUUAAUGUGGGUGAUUUAGAAGUGUCAGUUAUGCUCGAUACUGGAGCUGGUAGAUCGUUUAUCCACAAGUCUGUUCGUGAUUCACUGAAUUCUGUUUAUAUCCGUGAGACUCGUGCUAUAUCUGCAUCAGCUACUUUGGCUGAUUCAACUGUCAUGCGGUUCACUGAGGCUAUUCGUGUGACAAUUGUGACUCCACAGCCAUCUGGGGCUGAAGCUGGUGUUUGGCUUUUGGUAUCUCCUGUGCUCAGCUGCAAUAUGAUUUUGGGCAUGAAUGCUUUGCGAAGUUUGUCGCUUCUGGUAUUCGUGAGCAGCGAUGCAACACUACUGAGAGCCUCUCUGACUGAAGUUGAUGUCCGCCGUGCUAUUUCAGACAGUGCUACUCGUAUAAUGACUUGUCAGGAUAAUCCUCCAGUUGAAGAGCAGCCUGUUGACUCGUCAUCUUCUGGUUGUGCGAGUCCAUUGCCUGACGACUCCUCACCUUCGUGUUGUGAUUUUACGUCGCCGGACGACUGCGGAAUGCCCGAGUUGCUUUAUGACACACAGUUGUGCCGUAUAGUUGAUGGGCAUGAUGAUGUAGAGGGGUUUAAUAAGUUUGUAUCUGCGACGAUGUUGAAUUGGGGGAGCAAGAAUACACAAGAUGAUCUUGAGCAGUCACCUGAGUGCAAUCUUGCUACCUCUUCUCCUUCGCCUUCAGAUGACCAGUCUCCUUGCACUCUGCCUCCGGUAUUCGGUGAUGUUGGUUAUGGGCAAUCUACUGUAUUUGUUGGUCUUACACCAGAUCGUCAUGUUUGCUCUGAUGGCAGUACUAGAAUGGCACUGCGUUAUACUUAUGAUAUUCCAUGGUUAUCUAAUAAGAGAUUGCCACGUCCCUUGAAAGAAGACUGGGCUCGUCUUUUCAAGAAGGAUGCUAUGUUGGUACAGAAGCUCAAGAAGGAAGGACAUUUUGAUGCUUAUGAUAAUGUCUUCCGUAAAUAUGAAGACCAAGGAGCUAUGGUGGAGAUUCCUAUCAAAUCUGAUGAUUUUGCUCAGAUUGAUGCUGUUAUACCACAUUUUCCGGUUUAUGCUCCGAGUGCGGUGUCUACGAAGGUUCGUCCCGUCAUCAAUGGUAUUUAUUAUAGGGGUAUCAUCGGCAAUGGUCGAGGAGAUGAAGAUCCGAAGGCUAAUACUCUCCGUAGUACUAUACCCUCUCUCACCGUGUUCCGUUGUUAUGAGCACGUGUAUUUGAGUGAUUUGAAGAUGGCCUUUUAUCAGCUCGCUAAUGCUCCAGCUGCUAAGUAUGUUUUUUGCAUUGUUUGGAACUCUCGUGUGUUUCGUCUGAGAGGUCCCGGUAUGGGGGCCCCUCAUGCACCAUCUUGUUUGCAAGAUGCGGUGUGUCGUCUAGGCAAACUUUCGGUUGCUAAAUUGCCUAUUCCCAUUUCUAAGAAGCUCGAGUCGGAGAAGUUUGGUCGAAAAUGUAUCUGUUGGAAACCGUAUAUGGAUGAUGUUGUUCUUGGUGCUACUUCACGUUCACUACUUGAUGUAGCUCAUACGGCUUUCACUUCUGCGUGUGAUCGACGAGGUUUUCCCUUCCAGCCUGCUAAGGAAAGAGAUCGGCCUCCAGCUGAGGGAUGUCCUGGGUCCACAACGAGCUUCUCAACAACUUCCUAG
This is a messenger RNA of Perkinsus marinus ATCC 50983, 2886 nucleotides long. RefSeq lists its product as hypothetical. The transcript has 4 exons. Gene Ontology annotation, molecular function: nucleic acid binding; zinc ion binding. The record is from RefSeq and is a predicted model, not a curated record. Lineage: Eukaryota; Perkinsozoa; Perkinsida; Perkinsidae. The coding region runs from base 1 to 2886 and encodes 961 amino acids.